Musca domestica (house fly) is the source of this 9793-nucleotide messenger RNA. It is a transcript of the gene rhea, whose product is annotated as talin-1. The transcript has 18 exons. Lineage: Eukaryota; Metazoa; Arthropoda; Insecta; Diptera; Muscidae. Bases 819 to 9419 code for a protein of 2866 amino acids. Gene Ontology annotation, molecular function: integrin binding; actin filament binding; structural constituent of cytoskeleton. Gene Ontology annotation, biological process: cell-cell adhesion. Gene Ontology annotation, cellular component: cytoskeleton; ruffle; plasma membrane. The record is from RefSeq and is a predicted model, not a curated record.
CUUAGUUGCCUACAAAUGACGAAGUUCUUUGAAAAGUGUUUUUGUGUCCCCACCAAAAUAAUUAAGUAAUUUAAAUGACAAAAUUGUGUGUUAUUUAAAUAAAAAAUUUGUUGGUAUAUGAUUUCGUGAUUUUUGUGUAUUAUUUCUAAAUAAGAAAAAAAGUGUGAGAAAGAAAGAAAAAAAAACUACCAAUACCUGAAUACCCGAAAACAAAACGACUAGAUCCAGCAACAACUGCAGAACAACGCUGAACGAACUGUUUUAUUUAUAUUUACAGUCAGACAAACACAAAACGCAAAGAAGAGCUGUUUUCUACAACAACCCCAUAACGAACGACAAAUGCUCUAAGCAUUUUGGAAAAAUUGCCGUCUUUUUUCACUUUUUGGUUUAAUUUUAAGGAUUCUUCAAAUUUUUUCUACAACAUCAACAACAACAACAACAAAACGAAUUGUGUGUGCCUUUUAUUACUACUGUAAGGAGAAAUAGAAUACCAUUGUCUGCCUUAGUAUUAUUCAUUACAAGACCACCACCAACCACACUUUUACAACAACCACCACCACCUCCUCCAACACCACCACUAUCAUCGUCAUUGAUAUCAGCAGCCGCCUCAUCUAUAUACAACAGAAACAGCAACAACAACGAAUUCCUAACAAAGGAAAAUAAAAAACAAAGCAUAAAGCAAGAAAAUCCAAAUCAAAAUCAUUGGAAACCGAAUCAGAAUCAGAAAAUCAAAAACAGGCUAAAAAAGACAACAAAACAGGAGGAGAAAAGGAAGAGAAGCAGUAGCAGCAGCAGAAAGAAAAAGAAGAGGAAGAAAAAUGUCAACAUUAUCGUUACGUAUACAAUUGGAGGGUGGACGUGUAACGAAGACCAUACAAUUCCAUCCCAAUACCACAGUAUUCGAUGCCUGCAAAAUAAUCCGAGAUAAAUUUGCUGAAGCUGUUCAGGGACAACCUAGCGAAUAUGGCCUCUUCAUUUCGGAUGAACAAAAUCAACAGGGUGUCUGGUUGGAAAAUGGCCGUACCCUCGGCUAUUAUAUACUACACAAUCAGGAUACCUUGGAAUAUCGACGCAAACUGCGUACCCUGCGUGUUCGCAUGUUAGAUGGUGCUGUUAAAACAAUUCUCGUUGAUGAUUCGCAACCUGUCUCCCAGCUGAUGGUUGUGAUUUGUACAAAAAUCGGUAUUACCAAUCACGAGGAAUACGGUCUGGUGCGUGAAGAUAAUGAAGCGCAAAAUGAAAAUUUCCCCGAUAAUAAAUUCGGAACGCUGACAUUGAGACGGAAAUUUACGGAGAAAGAUCGUGAUGCAAAAAUGGAAAGUUUGCGUAAAAAAUUGAAAACUGAUGACAUAAACUGGGUUGAUGUUGGCAAAACCCUGCGCGAACAGGGUAUCGAUGAAUCGGAAACCGUUUUACUGAGACGUCGUUUCUUUUUCUCCGAUCAAAACAUUGAUUCCCGGGACCCUGUACAGCUGAAUUUGUUGUAUGUACAGGCCCGUGAUACUAUUUUGGAUGGCACGCAUCCUGUGACACAGGAGAAGGCUUGUGAAUUUGCUGGCAUACAAGUCCACAUACAAUUUGGACCACAUAACGAAGCCAAACAUAAACCUGGAUUUUUAGACCUAAAGGACUUCCUCCCGCAAUCGUAUGUGCGCGUCAAGAACAUCGAAAAGAAAAUCUUUGCCGAACACAAAAAGCAUGUUGAUCUCUCGGAAAUCGAUGCCAAGGUCUUGUACACCAAGACAGCCCGUGAACUGCCCACCUAUGGUGUUACAUUCUUUUUGGUCAAGGAGAAAAUGAAUGGUAAAAAUAAAUUGGUGCCACGUUUGUUGGGCGUUACCAAAGAUUCGGUAUUACGUUUGGAUGAACGUACCAAAGAGAUUUUGGUAUCAUGGCCAUUGACAACCGUGCGACGUUGGGGUGCAUCGCCAAAUACAUUUACCUUGGAUUUUGGUGAUUAUGCCAAUCAAUAUUAUUCCGUGCAGACAACAGAGGCCGAACAGAUUGUUCAAUUGAUUGCCGGUUAUAUUGAUAUUAUUUUGAAAAAGAAACAAACCAAGGAUCAUUUUGGCAUUGAGGGUGAUGAGGGAUCGACUAUGGUUGAGGAAUCUGUGGCACCUUUCAAAGCAACGUUUUUGCAACAUGAAACGAACAAAAUCGGAAAGAUCAACACAGAAUCUUUGGCUCAUCCGGGUAUGAUGAGGGCCGAUGAUGGCGAAAAAUCUUACACCCAAGGAGAAUUACAAACUGUACAGUAUGGCGCCUUUGUUGGGCAAGUCAAUCAUGCCCAUCAACCGCCCACGUCUAAGGAAGUUCGCAUUAGUUCUGUGAAUCUUACCGAGCCCCAAAGAGCCUUGUUGGGUUACAUAUCAGCUGGCCAGGAAAUUCUAUCAAGGGCCGAUGAAGAACUUCGCACCAAGGCUCCCAUUCAAGAGCUGGGCAAUGAUAUGCGUUCCAUUGAAUGGCGUGAAAAUACCUUGGACACCUCGAAACAAGCUGUUACUAGUCAUGUGGCAACAAUGAGUGCCGCUACGGCCCAAAUCAUUACCGCCACCCAGCCGGAUGAAGUUGAUACGGAAGCCAUCUCAGCUUCGGUAUCACAAAUUGCCCAGACCAUACCCCAGGUAACGAAGGAAGUUCGUCUCAUUGCCGCCUUGAUGGAAGAUGACAGCAGCGGCGAUCGUCUCUUGGAAGCUGCCCGCAAUCUAUGCUCGGUAUUCAGCGAAUUGCUGAAGGCAGCCGAACCGGAAAGCAAAGAACCACCACAAAAUCUCAUCAAUGCUGCCAGUCGUGUUGGUGAUGCCACAACCUAUGUUCUCAGCACCAUUGCCGAGGAAGAUGUACCCGAAAACAAAGAUUUGCAGGAUAUGCUACUGUCUUUGGCCAAGGCUGUUGCCAAUACCACUGCCGCCUUGGUGUUGCGGGCCAAAUCCAUUGCCGCCAGCUGUGAUGAUGUGGAAUCACGUAAUCGUGUCAUUGGAGCUGCCAGCCAAUGUGCCUUGGCCACCAGUCAAUUGGUGGCAUGUGCCAAGGUGGUGGCUCCCACUCUCCACAAUGCCGCCUGUCGUGAACAAUUGGAGGGUGCCGCUCGCAAUGUGGCCCGUGCUGUGAACAGUCUUUGCGAGGUGUGCAAUGAGGCCACCAAUGAUCCUCAACUGAAGAAUGACUUGCUUGCCGCCGCCCGUGAUGUCUCCAAGAGUCUUUCGGAUAUGUUGGAACAUGUCAAGCUGAGUUCCAGGGAAUAUGCCAAUCGUUCUAGCCAAGAAAUGAGUCCGGUUGAAAAUGUCAUCAUUAGCACCGAUAUUUUGGUUUCCUCCCAUGAUCCCCAGGAAAUGGUACGUCAUGCCAAGACACUGGGUCAGGCCACGGCCCAGUUGAUUCAAAGUAUUAAGGGUGAGGCCGAUCAGCAGCAAGAUGCCGAUGUCCAAAGACGUCUGCUUUCGGCUGCCAAACAAUUGGCUGAUGCCACGGCAAAACUUGUGGAGGCUGCCCGUCUCUGUUCCAGCCAUCCUCAUGACACGGAAAAUCAAAAUGCCCUACGCAAGGCCGCCGAAGAGUUGCGUGAAAUUACCACCUCCACCGCCAAUACUCCGGCCAUAAAACGCAACCUCAUUCGUCGUCUGGAAUACUGUUCUAAACAAGCCGCCUCCGCUGCCACCCAAUGUAUAUCGGCAGCCCAGAAUGCCGUACAACACAGUGAUGAUCAUCAAACCAAGGAGUCGUUGUUGCAGGAUUGCAAACGUGCCGCCGACACCAUACCACGUUUGGUCACCGCUGUUAAGACCACCCGCAGCAGUCCCGAUGAUUACAAUGCCCAAUUCAAUUUGAUUGAGGCCGCUGAACAAUUCAUUGAACCGGCCAUUCAGGUGUCACGUUCUGCCCGUGCCUUGCAGCCCACUGUCACCGACAUACCCGCUGCCACCCAGUUGUCUAAGAGUGCCUUGUAUUUGGGUCAAACCGUUUCGGAAUUGAAUUCUGCUGCCCAAAGAGCUCGAGAAGCCUGUGGUGGCCAGGAAUUGCAAUCUGCCUUGGAGGCUGUGCGCAAUUUACACAAUGUCCUCGAUGAUACCCGUAAUGCCGCCCAAUCGGGCUCCCUGAGACCUCUGCCCGGUGAGAAUGUGGAAAAUACCGCCCAGCAAUUGCGUGUGUCCACCAAGAAUGUUGGCAUUGCCUUGAGCCGAUUGAUAUCCUCGGUUUUGCAGGGACAACGUAUGUAUGCCGGUAUUGCGGGUCGUGAUACCGCCUUGGCUUUGGGUGAUUUCACCAAGAGUGUCCAUGGUGUGGCCGCCACUACCAAUAAUGCCGCUGUAAUUGAUUGCGCCGAUGAGGUAGUACUCAGCUCGGCCCGCCUUAUUGAAGAGGCCCAAAAGACCCUGCAAAAUAUGGGAGAUCCCACUGCCCUCACCCAGGCUGGUCGUGAUGUAACCGAAGCCCUGUCCAAAACCGUGGAAUGCAUUCCCGGUCAACGCGAAGUAGAUCAGGCCUUGCGCAAUGUCAGCGAAUUGAGUGAAAUUCUGUCGAUGAGUGAAUUUCCUCCCUCGACUCGUAGCUACAACACCCUGCAGAAUGAAUUGAAACAGGUUUCGGAAAGUUUGAGUAAUGCCGGUGGCCAAAUUGUCCAGGCCUAUGACAGCCCCGCCAAAUUGGCUGAGACCAGCAACAACUUUGCCGCCAAUUAUCGUGAUUUGCUUUCCGUUUCCAUGGAAAUGGCAGGACAAAAUCCCGAAGAAGUUGUGCGCUCUGAAAUGAUUGACUGUUUGCGUAAUGUGUCCACCCAAUCAUGUUCUCUCUUGUCCACUGCCAAGUCCAUUGCUGGUGAUCCAGGACAACCUAAUGCCAAGAAUUUGUUGCAUGCCGCCGCACGUAGUGUCACCGAAAGCAUUAACAAAUUGGUUGAUGCCAGCAUCCAAUCGGCUCCGGGUCAAAAGGAAUGUGACAAUGCCACCCGUAACAUUGAGGCCUUGCGCGUUAUGCUGGACUAUCCCCAUGAACCGGUCAACGAUCAAGGCUAUUUCGAUUGUGUAGAGGCUGCCACAGCCAAGUCUCGUAAUUUGGGCUAUGCUUUCUCCGAAAUGAUCAACAACGCCAAGCAAUCCAAUCAUGCUGAGUUUGCCAAGUCGGUGAACAAUGUUUCCGAGUCGAUCCGAGGUCUAAUCGAGUCUUCGGCCCAAGCUGCCUAUUUAAUUGGUGUAUCCCAUCCCAGCAGUACAGCUGGCCGUCCUGGCAUCAUUGAUCAAGCCCAAUUGACCUGGGCCUAUCAGGGUAUACGCCAACGCUGUGACGACGUCAGCAGUCCCCAGUCUUCGAAACCAGAGAAGAUUGCCGCCUUGACUGUCAUUGCCAAGCACACCAGCUACUUGUGUUCGAUUUGUCGCCAGGCCAGCAUGAACACCAACAAUCCAACGGCUAAGAAUGAGUUCAUUGUCUUGGCCAAACAGGUGGCCACAGCCACUUCCAAUUUGGUCCAAGAAAUCAAGGCCAUUGAGGAUAAUCCCUCUCAACCAUCAUCGGGUGCUCGUUUGGUUGAACCCCUGCUGGAAUCUGUUAAAGCUGUACGCCAAUAUGCCUCUAGUCCUGACUUCAUUUCCAUACCAGCUAAAAUCUCGGCUGAGGGUAGAAAGGCCCAAGAUCCUGUCUUGAAUGCCGGUCGUGGUGUUAUUGAUGGGGUCAUUGAAAUGGUACAGGCUGCCAAGUCGCUGGCUCUCUCACCUGAUGAUCCUCCGGUAUGGCAAAAACUUUCCAAUGCCUCAACCCCAGUAUCGGAAUCCGUCAAACGUUUGGUGGACAACAUACGUGAAAAGGCUCCCGGGCAGGCCCAAUGUGAUCAGGUCUUGCAAACCUUGGGUACUUGUAUGCGAGAAUUGGACAGCUGUGCCAUGGCUGUCAAUGCCCAGGGACUGUCGCAGAGGCGUGAUAACAAUUUGCAUGGAUUUUCGGGUCAGACCCUCAACUCUGCUGCUGAAUUAUUAGAUAAAUUGGAACCCAUACGACUGGCUGGCAAGAACAAUGCCGAACAAUUGGGUCAUGCUGUGGGUGAAAUUUCCCGUUAUGUGGUUCCCAUGGUGAAUGGCUCCAUUGGAGCCUGUACCCACAUUGUCCAUACCAAUCAACAAAUGAGCCUGAUUAAUCAAACCAAAUCUGUGGUGGAAAGUGCCCAACAAUUGGUGCAGGCUGCCAAGGAAUCGGCCGGUAAUCCCAGGGCAACACAUGCCCAUCCCAAAUUGGAUGAGGCCAUUGAAAAUACACGAGAAGCUACCCAGGAAUUGACACAAACUGUGGAGAAAAUCAAUGCUGAAACUGGUGUGGUGACAGGACUGAUUGAACAGGUGAAUCGUGCCAUAACCCGUCUGACCGAUAAACGGCAAUCAUUGUUGAAUGCAUCCUACUCCGACUCCUUUGUGGACUAUCAAACACGCAUGGUACAAACAGCCAAGGAAAUUGCCCGCUUGGCCAAUGAAACCAAUGCCAAAUCUGCUAUUGAACCCCAGGCAAUGCCUCAAUUGGCCAUGGAAAUGGCCAAACAAUAUACCCAACUGACCCAGGAUUCGGUGGGAGCUUCGGCCACCACCACCUCACCCGAUGUGGCUAUGCGUAUCCGCAACACGGUUAUUGAUUUGGGCCGCUCGGUGGGUUCAAUGAUUAAGACAAGUGCCACGGGAGCACGUCCCGACGAUACGGCUCAUCAAGCGGAAAUUUCACGCAAUGCCCGUGAGGUGUGCGAAAAGGUGGCACAAAUCCUGGCUGCCUUACAGGCGGGCUCUCGCGGCACCCAGGCAUGCAUUAAUGCUGCCCAUACCAUUUCGGGUAUUAUUGGUGAUUUGGAUACGACAAUUAUGUUUGCCACUGCUGGCACCCUGCAUUCCGAUCGUGAUAGCAGUUUUGCUGAUCAUCGUGAGCAUAUUCUGCAAACUGCCAAGGCUUUGGUGGAGGAUACCAAGGUGUUGGUUACCGGAGCGGCUGGAACCCAGGAUCAAUUGGCCAAUGCUGCCCAGAAUGCUGUGACCACAAUUGUGCAAUUGGCGGAGGCUGUUAAAUUGGGUGCCUGCUCCCUGGGCUCUUCCCAACCCGAUUCCCAGGUCAUGGUCAUCAAUGCCGUCAAAGAUGUGGCCUCGGCCUUGGGUGAUCUUAUCAAUGCCACCAAGUUGGCCUCGGGAAAACCUGUUACCGAUCCUUCUAUGCAAGAUCUGAAAGAAAGCGCUCGGGUUAUGGUUUUGAAUGUAUCCUCGUUGCUGAAAACCGUUAAGGCUGUGGAAGAUGAGCAUACGCGUGGCACGCGAGCUAUGGAAUCUGCUGUUGAGGCCAUUGCCCAGGAAAUUAGGUCCAUGCACUCCCCACCACCGACCAGCAAUGCCAGUGUCAGCCCUGAAGAUUUGAUACGUGUCACAAAGAAUGUCACCCUGGCCACCUCAAAGGCAGUGGCAUCUGGUGCUUCCAAUUUGCAAGAGGAUAUUAUGAAUGCCGCCAAUACCGGAAGACGUUCCAUUUCGGAAAUGUUAUUGGUAUGCCGUACAGUGGCAUGGAAUUGUGCCGAAACUGAAGAUUUACGUCAACGUACCCUGGAAGCUGGUGCUGCUGUGGGUGAGGCGUAUCGUGAAUUGUUGACGGGUAUUUUACACAACUGUUCGGCUGAUGAUCGUAUGCAUUUGUCGCGACGUGUGGCGAAAUGUGUUACCGAUUUGGUGGCCAUGGCUGGUUUGCUUAAGGGCAGUGAUUGGGUUGAUCCCGAAGAUCCCACGGUUAUUGCUGAAAAUGAGCUGUUGGGUGCCGCCGCCUCCAUUGAUGCAGCCGCCAAGAAAUUGGCCUCAUUGAGACCCAGACGUAAUGAUGAUGUCAAGAUUGAACUCGAUCAAAACAUGAAAUUCGAUGAAAUGAUCUUGGAAGCUGCCAAGGGUAUUAUGGCUGCCUCAUCAGCCUUGGUGCGCGCCGCCAAUGCCGCCCAACGUGAACUAAUCGAUCAAGGCAAAGUGUCCUAUCGUCCCCUUCACAAUUCCGAUGAUGGUCAAUGGUCAGAGGGUUUGAUUUCAGCUGCUCGCCUUGUGGCUGCUGCCACGCAUAGUCUGGUGGAGGCUGCUCAAAAUCUUGUACGCGGCAGUGGUACCGAAGAAAUGUUGAUUUCUACAGCCAAACAAGUUGCUGCCUCCACGGCUCAGCUCUUGAUUGCCUGCAAAGUUAAAUCAAAUCCCAAUUCCGAAGCUGGCAGACGUCUACAGGCGGCCGGUAAUGCUGUCAUCAAGUCCACCGAUAAUUUGGUACGAGCUGCCCAGCAAGGCCUUAAGGAGGAAGAGGAACGCACCCUGACCAUCAACACUUCCAUGGUUGAUGGUAUGGCCCAAGAAAUCGAUGCCCGUUCGCAUGUACUGCGCAUGGAAAAGGAAUUGGAAGAGGCGCGACAAAAACUCGUACUUAUUCGUCAUGCCCGUAAUCGGGCAAAGAAUGCCCAGGGUUUCACCACCGAUGAAAGUGAUUCGGAAUAUGCCCAGUCGACAUAUGGCACACUGAACAGGAGUCAAAAUAAUACUUUGACACGUUCACCGGCCGGUGCUUACGGUGGUGGUGGUGGUAGUGGUAGUCACAUGGAACCACCAGCCUCACCCAGUUACAUGACCUACCAACAACAGCAACAACAACAUACUAAACACCAUUAUAACUAUGCCAACAAUCCACAGCACUUCCAUCAUCCGGCUGCUGUGUCCCCAACACCACCACCACGACCCCAAACCCCCCAGAAUCACAAUGAUAGUGAUGCCACAGCCUUUCCACCACCUCCCCCACCCCUAUCGACAACAAUAUCCCAAAUGCAAACGGCCACACACACUUUCCGUUCGAAUCCCAAAUUGACAGCCAAUGCUGUGCCACGUCCCUAUCCUGGUAGUCCGGUGACUACGAGCGGUACCAAUGGUGGUGGUGUUCGUUCACAUCCAUCCAGUCCUCUAACACCCACUAACAAUAGUAACUACCAACAACAACAACAACAAAGUUUUGAAACCACUCAAUUAAGAUCUACUACCACAAAUUCCCAACAACAACAACAGCAGCAGCAGCAACACACAACGACGGUGAAUCGCAAUUUGGAGGCAUGCGUCCAGGAUCUGCACGAUAAGACCUUCGGCCAGGGUGGUGUUGUGCAAAUAACCAGCAAUACCUCGUAUCCGGGACAAAACUAUGAAGGUUAUACAUCGAGAUAUGAAACCCGCAAUUUCGACAAGAACUCCGAAACCGGUGUUAAACCCCUGGAAUCCAGCUUUAGCCAAAUGACAUUGAACAGCGAAUCUGGUGGUAAGGUGAGCCUCAUCGAUCAGGGUUCCCAGCGGCUAACCUCAAUGACGCAACGUGUUAUGGAACGCAAAACCUUCUCCACCACAUCGGAAACACGAACCGAAAAGAAAACCGAAUCGCAUAGUUUUCGUUUGGAAAAAUAAUAGUAAUAAUAUACACGAAUAAAAAGAAGAAGAAGAAGAAGAAGAAGAAGAAGAAGGAAAAAAUACUAUUUUAUGAAAUAAUUUUAUGGAUGGUAUUAAAAAACAAAACGAGAAAAAAACAAUUGCCAAAAGUGCUUUUAAGUGUAACAAAAACUAGUUUUUUUUAUUAAAAAAUCUAACAAUUUGAUUUGUAUUAAAAUUUAAUAUAUAAAAUGCUAUAACUUAUAGAACUAAAAAGAAAACAAUACUUCACAGCUCUUCAAACCAAUAAACCAGAAGAAAAGCACAUUCAUUGUAAUGCCAAUGUUUUUGCCAAUAAUAAUUUUGGAAACCAUAUUUUUUACUAAAACGAAAAAGAAAAAUUAAAACUACAA